Molecule: messenger RNA, 2319 nt
Organism: Aureobasidium melanogenum CBS 110374
Lineage: Eukaryota; Fungi; Ascomycota; Dothideomycetes; Dothideales; Saccotheciaceae
Exons: 6
Coding region: 1-2319 (772 amino acids)
Biological process (GO): DNA-templated transcription; regulation of DNA-templated transcription
Molecular function (GO): zinc ion binding; DNA-binding transcription factor activity, RNA polymerase II-specific; DNA binding
Source: RefSeq, a predicted model, not a curated record
AUGAGUCGCAAUAUCUUGCCAGCAUGCGCCGCUACAGAUCAUGCCAAGGUCGAAUCUCCAGCGGCGCCAUCUCCGACUGCAGCUAGAUGGCACCCCGCCAAAGUCAGAAAACUUGCCGGUUCGGCGUGUGAAUACUGUAGAAAACGAAGACGAAAAUGUACAGGAGAACAACCAUGUCCACUGUGCGUGGAUAACGAUCAGGAAUGUAUAUACGACAUCACGAAACCAGAAACGUCAGGUCAAGUUAUCAAAAGGAAGCAUGCUCAGAUGCAACAAGAUCAUGACGAACUAAAAGCUCUUUUCGAUAUUCUUGCGACAGCCAACACCCAGAAAAGUCUUGAGAUUCACAAUCGGAUUAGAGCAGGGCAGUCUCCGCCAUUUAUUCUCCAACAAUUGCAGCAUGGAGAUAUACUUGCUCAGAGUAGGAUCAAUUCAGAGAGGCAUGCGCGGCAUGUUCUACUUAGCAGUCUGAUGCAGACGACCGCUUCCUUCGAUGAGAUGAUUGAUUUCGUUGGCUUCACUGUCGCAACGAAAUCCGUUACGCAGAUACCUACCACGGCGCUUCUGCGACAGCUUAGGGGAAAGCAGACGGACAUCAAGGGAUUUCGUAAUCUUCUUGGCUACCCGCAACCUUCGCCACCGCAGCGUCGAAUAGCCAUAUCUGACCUCCUCAGUGAUCAAGAACGGCCAUCACUUCAGACUGAGACCUUCAACUCGUCAGAGGACGAGCAAGAAAAUAGCAAGAUACCGCUAGAGCCACCUAUCAAGGUGCCUGCAAAGCCUUGGACUGUACUGACGGAGGAUGACAACCUGGUGUCUCACCUGAUUUCCUUGUGGCUCGAGUAUAACAACCCAUUCUUUCGAGUCGUGGAAGAGGAUCUGUUCGUGAAAGCUAUGCAAUCUGGAGAUCUCCGCUCGGAAUAUUGCUCACCUUUCCUUGUCAACAGCAUUCUGGCCCUCGCUUGCCUGUGGUCGGAACACGAAGGCGCUUUUUUCCAACCUGAUGAUUACAUAACGCGAGGACAACACUUCCACGAUGAAGCGUUUCGGCUCUGGCAACUCGAGGAGGGAAGAGCAUCUCUUACGAACCUCCAAGCACUCGCUAUAUUAUAUCCUGGCUGUAUUUUAAGAGGCAAGGACAAAUUAGGUGUAAGCACAUGUGCUCUAUUGACCCAAAUGGGUCGGAGUGUGCCAGACACGCUCCAGCAAACUUCAUCACAAUCCUCACAUACGCCUGACGAACUCAAAGCCUAUCAAAGGGCCAGAAAAACGGUCGCUUGGGCUGCUUUUGCAUGCGAUGUGGCGACUGCCAACACAAUUUUACAACCAGCUUGGCAUACAGCUUGCAAAGAAGAUUUGCCUACCCAUGAAGAGCUCGCGCUUGCAAAGUCAUCAAAUACAUGGUCGGGUUAUCCUUAUCAUGACAAGAAUGACUAUCUCGACAAGGACUCGUUAUAUAUCGCUCAUUGCCGACUGAUUCAGCUGACAUGGAAAGCACAACGCAUCUUAUAUGCUUCAGAUCGCAGCGAUCCGCAGUUCUUUGGCCACGUCGAGGCUUUGACUGACGAAAUGAACCACUGGAAGAAGGAGUUACCAGACAGCCUACAAUUCCAUGGCAGAAUGCCGGCUCCGGUGUAUGACCUCUAUUCUUGCUAUGCAAGUGUGAUCAUCGCUCUAUAUUCACUUUUCCAGCCACUAGGGAAUGCUCGACUCGCCCCAUCAGAAGAGACUUCACAAUCGCGUCCAAAGCAAGGUUUCAGAUAUCAUGCAGAUCUGACCCCACCUUACGAGACACCCGCAAUAACAGAAAACAAUACCAAAGCUUCCUUCGCGCAAAACAUGAGCUAUCGCGCGCUUGCCACCGCCCAAGAACACGCCAUCAGACUAGCCAGUUUCCGCCACCAUUAUGGCUUAAAAAUCGCACCGCCUUAUUUUGUUCAAGCAAAUGGCGUCGUCUGCUUUACCCUCCUCCGCGACCUUGAUAACCCUGCCUCUGCAGCUGCCUUCAAAGAAGCCUUCCGCUGUCUCCUCGGCGCCGGUAUGCAAUUACUCUGGGCAAGAGGUAUGGCUCGAAUGCUACAUCUCACUGCCAAAAACACAGGCAUACAGUUGCCGCGAGCUAUAGAGACUAUUUUGGAAGCUGUUGCGGAUACAGCGUGGACGAAAACCGAUACGGAAAUGUUGAGUUCGUGUUGGCCUAAUAUUGCUAUUGCUAAAGAUGCGAAGGUUGGGGAGAGUGUUACAAUGGAGGAUUUGAUCAAGAAGUGGGAGAGUCUUGCUGUUGAUUCUGAGGAAGGAGAAGGCAAGCAGCGAGGAUGA